This is a messenger RNA of Schistosoma turkestanicum, 1605 nucleotides long. The record is from the annotation of a GenBank genome assembly. NCBI's taxonomy places the organism in Eukaryota, Metazoa, Platyhelminthes, Trematoda, Strigeidida, Schistosomatidae.
AAAUUCUAUAGGCGCGGCAAUUGCAUUAGACGCAACUCUUAAGAUUCUUUUGAUAAAUACUCAUGCAUACUACCACUGCUUAAUUGACUGACUACCUUGUUCCAAAUCAAUUUAUUGUGUUAAUAUUUUCAAAUAGAGAUCUCUCUCCCUUUGAAACACACAUAAAUGUUUAGCCGUGUCCCUCUAGCGGAUGAAUUUAACCAUUUCGCUCUCUGUGCUCGUGCAACUUUAUCUCAUCAAGCUGAAAAAAAGAUUCAUUCAAUUCUAAACUGUAGACAACUUUCAUUCAAGAAUAAUUUAUGUAAUUCUAAGGAUGAAAUGAAUCAUUUACAACAAAUUGUUACCAGUAGUAACAGUAAUAUUAAUUCUGGUAUAAUAAUACCUACUAACAAUGGAAACAAUACUAUUACUACUACUCCUACUUCUGCUGCUAACAAUAAUAUCCAAUCUAAUCAAUGUGUAACAACUGUACGUCAUUCAACUAAUUGUAAUGAACGUGUGAAACGUCAUCAUUGCACAGAUUGUUCAAAAUCAUUUCAUCGUGCUAGUGAUCUAGUUAAACAUCGUCGUACGCAUACAGGUGAAAAACCAUUUGCUUGUAUGCAAUGUGGUCGUGCAUUUGCCGAUUCAAGUAGUCUAUCUGCGCAUAAACGAAUACAUACCGGGGAACGUCCAUAUCAUUGUUGUGAUUGUGGUAAAAGUUUCUCUGUGUCAAGUAGUCUAGUAAAGCAUAGACGUAUACAUACUGGUGAAAGACCGUAUCGUUGUGAAUUUUGUGGUAGAUCAUUUUCUGAUAAUAGUAGUUAUAGUGCACAUAAAAAACGUAGUCAACGAUGUACACCUGUUACAAGUAGUAAUAAUAAUAAUAAUAACAAUAAUAAUAAUACUUCUACAUUUAAUCUCCUUGCUAAUGGUAUUGAUUGUGAAAAAACAAAAUGUGAAGGUUGUGCUUUCUUGGAUCCACAUACACAAGCAAUUAUACAUCCUGCAGCGGCUGCAGCAGCUGCUGCUGUGUCUGUUGAACACUUUUUAACUAAUUCAAAUAUUGGUAUGCCUAAAAUGAAUGCUGGUAAAUUUUGUCCAACUUCUUUAAAUUUAACAUUUCCUAAUUCAUCGAAUACUAUCCCAGCUACAGCGUUAACAUAAAUUACAAAGGAAUGUUUGUUACACAUUUGACACAAUAAUGUAUAAAUAUGAUUUUCGUAGUAUUAUAUCUAUCUAUCUAUAUAUAUUAUGUUUGUUUUUUUACUUUAUAAUAAACCUAUUCAAAAUAGACAUUGUUUUAAUCCAUUGCGACAAUCAUUUGUUUUAAUAAAUUAUCAAUUAUAUUUAUAAUAACUCCAAAGUUGAGUAAUUUUCUUUUUUUUUUUUUUGCGGUGCGUUCAUUUUAUAAUUCUAAAAUUAAUUUUUUUCUUAUCCUUCCAAACCAUGUUCACAUGUUCUUUUCUUUUUCUGUUGUAAAAAAAAAAGUAAAAAAUGGAAUUAUUUUCUGACUGAUGGAUGAUUUAUUUACUUCAACUUAAAUAUACUACUUACAAAUGAGCACAUGUAUAUUUUUACAUGUUGAUGAUUUGUAUGUUAAUAUCAUUAAUGUUUGGGAUAUUA